Messenger RNA from Doryrhamphus excisus (bluestripe pipefish), 1335 nucleotides. RefSeq names its product DNA damage-inducible transcript 4-like protein. Gene Ontology annotation, cellular component: cytoplasm. NCBI's taxonomy places the organism in Eukaryota, Metazoa, Chordata, Actinopteri, Syngnathiformes, Syngnathidae. The record is from RefSeq and is a predicted model, not a curated record. Gene Ontology annotation, biological process: negative regulation of signal transduction.
UACUGAAGGUAUAAGUAGCACCCGUGUAAACGCACACAAGCGACAGUGUGUAUUGUGGUAGUUGAAUGGGAGACUGGAGGGGAAGUCUGAUGCGAGUGUGUGACUUAAUUUAUGAGAAACCAAACUAAAUUAUUUUUUGCACUAAAUAUUAUAUAAGCAGUCCACAGUAGUGAAGACGUAAACUCUGUCAACAUGGUUGCCACCAGCACACUGAAGCCCAAAAGCAGUGAGUGCAUCUCGGAGGUGGCCGAGCGGAAAUACGACCAGGCGUGCCUGGAAAAGGAACUAGAUUUUUGGGAUCACUGCUUGGCAGAGUCCCCAAGGAAUACGGAUGCCACUGAGGACAGAAGCUGCCUACAGCUGGCUAAGAUGUUUGAGAGCUGCCUGUCGCGAGCCAAGAGGUCAAUGCUCCACUGCUCCUCUGUGCUGGUCCCUGAUAACCUGACACGACGAAUAGCAGGAGAAGUGCUGCGCCUGGCGUCCUGUGAGCCAUGCGGCCUGCGUGGCUGUGUCCUCUAUGUGCUCCUGGAGCUGGACAAGGGCUGCCAGCAGCUGGAGCGCAUCGUGUACGACGCCAGCGUGGUGCCCACCUUUGAGCUGACUCUGGUGUUCAAGCAAGACGGCACCGCAUGGCCCAGCUUGCGAGACUUCCUUUUUAUGGGCGCUUGCUUCGCCCCGAACUUCAGACGUGCACUCAAAUUGAGUCCCGGUUUCCGGCUGGUCAAAAAAAAACUGUACUCCUCCUCAGCUGGUACCUUGAUCGAGGAGUGUUGAAUUUUGGGAUACUGUCUUUUGGGAUUAAUGCACUUUAACAAUGAUGUAAACGACCUUUGACUGUUUCUUAUACUGAUUAUGUACAAGUUGAGUUUUCAGCGUAUUUCCUGUCUAACCUUGUGAGAAUCGUGUUGGCCGACAGCAUUUUUGAACUCUCUUCCAGUAAUAUCCUAGCCUGCCUCUUGAAGUUGGCAGAUGAAUGCAAACAUACCCACUUAUCGCCGUACUCUAGCCACUUUAAGGAUACAUGGAAUAUUUGGCAACAGUCCUGAAAUUGAACAGGACCUGUUGCUUUUGGAGUGAUUCUUGACUGAAUGUUUUUUUUAAAUAAGGCUGUCGCACUGAGGGAAUAUGGAUACUUUGCCUUUUUACGCAUGCAACCCGGUUUGUUCUGUUCUCAUGCAGACUCAAACUGAAAUAUUUAUUUGCAAGUUCACCAACUGGAAGUGCAAAGAGACCUGUACUUGUUUUGUGACCUCACAAGAUUUUUUUUUAAGUGCCAAUUCAACAUUUGAAAGAGGUUUUGACUUGUCUGUCAGACAAUAAAAUAUUUCAACCUGA